Messenger RNA from Propithecus coquereli (Coquerel's sifaka), 3001 nucleotides. RefSeq names its product galactosylceramidase (gene GALC). Gene Ontology annotation, cellular component: lysosome. The transcript has 16 exons. Gene Ontology annotation, molecular function: galactosylceramidase activity. Gene Ontology annotation, biological process: galactosylceramide catabolic process. The record is from RefSeq and is a predicted model, not a curated record. Lineage: Eukaryota; Metazoa; Chordata; Mammalia; Primates; Indriidae.
AUGGCUGAGCGCCUAGCCGAGGCUUCCCGGCAACGCCGAGUGAAAGUCAUGACGGCCGCUGCGGGUUCGGCGGGCCGCGUCGCAGUGCCCCUGCUGCUGUGCACGCUCCUGGCGCCCAGCCGCACGUACGUGCUCGACGACUCCGACGGGCUGGGCCGGGAGUUCGACGGCAUCGGCGCGGUCAGCGGAGGCGGGGCAACCUCCCGACUUCUAGUAAAUUAUCCAGAACCAUAUCGUUCUCAAAUAUUGGAUUAUCUUUUUAAGCCAUACUUCGGUGCCUCAUUGCAUAUUCUAAAAGUUGAAAUAGGCGGUGAUGGGCAGACCACAGAUGGCACUGAACCCUCCCACAUGCACUAUGCGCUAGAUGAGAAUUACUUUCGAGGAUAUGAGUGGUGGUUAAUGAAGGAAGCUAAGAAGAGAAACCCUAAUAUUACACUCAUUGGGUUGCCAUGGUCAUUCCCCGGAUGGCUAGGAAAAGGUUUCAACUGGCCUUACGUAAAUCUUCAGCUGACUGCCUACUAUGUCGUGACCUGGAUUGUGGGCGCCAAGCAUUAUCAUGAUUUGGACAUUGAUUAUGUUGGAAUUUGGAAUGAGAGGACAUGUGAUACCAAUUAUAUCAAGGUGUUAAGAAAAAUGCUGAACUAUCAAGGUCUCCAGCGAGUGAAAAUCAUAGCAAGUGAUAAUCUCUGGGAGCCUAUUUCUGCUUCCAUGCUGCUUGACGCCGAACUCUUAAAGGCGGUUGACGUUAUAGGGGCUCAUUAUCCUGGAACCCAUUCAGUAAGGGAUGCGAAGUUGACUGCGAAGAAGCUUUGGGCUUCUGAAGAUUUUAGCACUUUAAAUAGUGACGUGGGCGCAGGCUGCUGGGGUCGUAUACUGAAUCAGAAUUACAUCAAUGGCUAUAUGACCUCGUAAGUUAGCAAAAAUCUUUUAGGCUUCAUGUUGCUGUUGAAGAAACCCUAUUACCAUUUUUAUCCUACUUGGAUCUUUCUCUGCUUUUCUAUAGCUCAUACCACUCAGUUUACUCAACCAGGUUGGUAUUACCUGAAGACAGUUGGCCAUUUAGAGAAAGGAGGAAGCUAUGUAGCUCUGACUGAUGGCUUAGGCAACCUCACCAUCAUCGUUGAAACAAUGAGUCAUAAACAUUCUGUGUGUAUACGGCCAUUUCUUCCUUAUUUCAAUGUGUCACGACAAUUUGCUACCUUUGUUCUUAAAGGAUCUUUUAGUGAAAUUCAGGAGCUACAGGUGUGGUAUACCAAACUUGGAAAACCAUCUGAAAGAUCUCUUUUUAAGCAACUGGAUUCUCUAUGGCUCCUUGACAGCGAAGGUAGUUUCACCCUGGAAUUGCAAGAAGACGAGCUGUUCACGCUCACCACUCUUACCACAGGUCGCAAAGGCAGCUACCCACUUCCCCCGAAAUCCCAGCCCUUCCCGAGUACCUAUCAGGAUGAUUUCAACGUUGAUUACCCAUAUUUUAGUGAAGCUCCGAAUUUUGCUGAUCAGACUGGUGUAUUUGAAUACUUCACGAAUAUCGAAGAUACUGGAGAGCAUCGCUUCACACUACGGCAAGUUCUCAAUCAACGGCCCAUCACGUGGGCUGCUGACGCAUCCAACACCAUCAGUGUUAUUGGAGAUUACACAUGGACCAAUCUGACUAUAACGUGUGACGUUUACAUAGAGACCCCUGAGACGGGAGGUGUGUUCAUUGCAGGAAGAGUAAACAAAGGUGGUAUUUGGAUUAGAAGUGCCAGAGGAGUUUUCUUUUGGAUUUUUGCAAAUGGCUCUUACAGAGUUACAGGUGAUCUCGCAGGAUGGAUCAUAUAUGCUUUAGGACGUGUUGAAGUUACAGCAAAAAAAUGGUAUACCCUCACGUUAACUAUUAAGGGUCGUUUAGCCUCUGGUAUGUUGAAUGACAAGUUUCUGUGGACAGACAUCCCUGUGAAUUUCCCGAAGAAUGGCUGGGCUGCUAUUGGAACUCACUCCUUUGAAUUCGCACAGUUCGACAACUUUCAUGUGGAAGCCGCACGCUAAUAAUCGCAGGACAUCAUAGAACACUCUUUGGAUUUUCUUCCUUUCUUUUUGAUUUUGGUUCAAAGCCAAUUCUUGUUUUGAUGGACCAAUAUAUGAGCCUUUGGAGGCUAAAAAUAAUGAAGAAUAAGUGGGGAGAAAAAUAUAUGUUUGCUGGAGCCUGUAGAAGAUUUUAUUAGAACUAAUUCCAGAGGGAAAACAAGUGAAUCUUUAACACUACCUGGUGUGUUCCCUAACAUUUCAAGCUGUACAUCACUCAUCCUUAGGAGUGGUUUGAGUGGUUCAGACGUUGAAGCCUCGGGGCUAAUACUGAGGUCACUGUCUUCAUCUUAUUUGCAAGUGAUCAUGCGGAUGACCGUCACUGAGAUGUGUUUAUGAAUGCUGACCUUGUGUGUCAGUGAGCUGGUGUCCUCAUCAUAAGAUGAUGCUGCCAUAAUAGGAAGCCGAGGGACACUGGAAGUAGCUUUUUGAAGAACACUUCGACAUGUUAUCCUUACACUCUAAAAAGUACUUUUUUUUCUUUUCCUUUUUAAGAUGAUGCUUUUGAAUUGCAUAAUAUGGUGAGUGGGAUGAUUUAAAAAAUGCCUCAUUAAUAAACUACCUCUAAAACUAUUUCUGCAGUAAUAAAUACUAGCAGAUUAACUGGGUUAUUUGCAUUCUUUAAUUCUUUAGAUUCCAGCUUUUAGUCUUAUAACCCUUAUAACCUGUGAAUGAUCUCCCAGGUGGCUAGAUGAAGGGAGAAAACCUAUAAAGCCAAUGCUGUGAGUGAGUCGAGAGACAAAGCUGUAGCAAUUUUCUGUGUCUUAUUUCACUGUGCCUUUCGUGGUCUGUCCUCACAUGUGGCACUGGUGACAGACUAAAACAGCGAGUGAACGCUUUUGUCUCAUGUGUGGAAGGAGAACACUUAGCCUUUUGCUAGCUCAUGGAAUUGGAUCAUCUAAUGUUUUGUACGGUUAAAUGCACUUAUUUUUUAAAA